Morone saxatilis (striped sea-bass) is the source of this 1509-nucleotide messenger RNA. Its product is annotated as GRAM domain-containing protein 2A-like. Gene Ontology annotation, biological process: regulation of store-operated calcium entry. NCBI's taxonomy places the organism in Eukaryota, Metazoa, Chordata, Actinopteri, Moronidae. Gene Ontology annotation, cellular component: endoplasmic reticulum membrane; extrinsic component of cytoplasmic side of plasma membrane; organelle membrane contact site. The record is from RefSeq and is a predicted model, not a curated record. Gene Ontology annotation, molecular function: phosphatidylinositol-4,5-bisphosphate binding.
UGUCUUCCUGUUAGUCCUGUCGUCCUGCUAUCUGGCCUUCAGAGUCUGUCGUCUGGAGCAGCAGCUGAGCUUCCUGAGCAGCCAGCCGACACUGAGAGAGAGGUGUGGCGAGGUGCCAUGCUGGCUGGCCAAUCAGAGGACAGGAACCUGACGCUGAAGCCAAUCGGGGAGUAAAGAAGCAACCUGCACUUACAUAGACUUCCCACUAGGGGCCGGCGGUGAGAGUAGACAGCUCUCAGGAGCAGACCGACGACUGCAGCAGCCGCCAGCAUCUGAACUCUGACCCCGCCGCGACCUGGUUACCAUAGAGAUGUCACAAUAGUCAACAGAAACAGUAGACUUGAACUUAGACCUCUGAGGACAAAGCGCUUGACGCAGAAGUCACGUAGAGGUCGGGAGGCUGGAGAAACGACAACAUGCUGUAACAUAAGUGAGAUGUAGAUUUGUACUGUGUGAAUGUGUGUGUGUCUGUGUGUCUGUGUGUGUACAUAAGGAUCCACAUAAGACUAACACACACGGACCGUCCGGUCUGUGGACGUAGUUCAGGUUAAACGUGUUCAUACAGGAGUUGGGAGGAGCUGCUGCUGGUUCCUGACGUGUUUUUCCUACUUUACUACCCAUGAGCCUCUAUGGAGAAAAAGCCAAUCAGCGUGGUAACAGAUUCAAAACACUUGUUUGUUUUGUAAACAAAAGACGGCUUCCCCAUCCAUGAUACUAACUUAUAUAUUCUGACAAACUGUUGAUUUUAGCCAACAAUAAAUGAUGUAACAGUACAAAGCGAACAAUAGCUUCCUACUAGCCAAGAGCGAUGUAAGGGAGGGGCAUCCAGCUACGACGCCGACUGCAGUUCACCUAACGGCCACUGGUGGCGCUGUUAACAACGUUCUUCUGAAAGUUACAUAUUACAAACCUUUAAAGAAAACUUAAAAAUGCAAAUUUAUGUUGGAAAAACAUCUGGAACCUGCAGCUCUGCUCACGUCACUGCUCUGUAGUUUGUGUGUUUUCUGCCAUUUUCAUUCAUAUCUCAACUGCCAGAUUUUUUAAAAACAAUUAUUAUUAAAAGUCACAGUUUUUAAGAUGUACAAAGUGCCAGAAUUCAGAACACCAUCUGUAAAACACAAAAAUAAACAAAAUCAAUAACUAUAUAAGUCUAAUUGCUGCCUUAACUUGCAAUGUAGCCUCAGAUAUUGUUCAGUUCAUGUGGAGAAUUCAAGCCAUGUCCUACUAAAGGUUGAAUGUUACAGAGUAGAUAAUGUGAACCUGAAUCCCGCUGCAACUUUGGGAUGAUUCUUGUUUUUAAAAUAAACUGUCUGUGCCAAAUCUGUGAAAUGAUGUGUUUGUUUGCCAGAGCUGGACUCCUGUGUAGAAACCACCUUCGACUCUGUUAAAGAAAACACGUACCAGAUACGGCUGAAAUGUAGAGUUUAUAUUUGAAGCACUGGUGCUGUUUAUUUAUCUUUUAACUCAUAUUGUAGUUCUGGUUGUAACACUAAAAUCACUAAUAAACAC